AUAAGCAGUAUGGGGAAUAGGUUAGGGUUUCGAUUACAACAUAAGUGGUUUUAAUUUUGGGGAUUUUUGUAUUCCGAAGGCAUGGAUUCAUUACCUCCUACAAAGCGACGGCGUCAGAGUGAAGACGACGAGAAUGAAGUAUCAACACUUGAAAAGUUUUCACCAGUGGUCAUCUUCGCUCAUGGUGCUGGUGCUCCUUCCUCUUCUGAUUGGAUGCUAAGAUGGAAGACUAUGUUGAAGGAGGCACUGCACGCUGCUGAUGUUGUCACUUUUGACUAUCCUUACAUGUCUGGUGGGAAAAAGAGGGCUCCUCCUAAGGCAGAAAAACUGGUGGAGUUUCACUCAAAUAUUGUCAAGGAAACUGCAACUAAGUAUCCCGGUCGUCCCCUGAUACUGGCCGGCAAAUCAAUGGGUUCAAGAGUUGGCUGCAUGGUGGCUAGCUUGAAAGACAUUAAUGUUCAUGCUGUUGUAUGCUUGGGCUACCCAUUAAAGGGAAUGAAUGGUGCUGUUAGAGAUGAAACACUGUUACAGCUAACAGUUCCUACAAUGUUCGUACAGGGAAGCAAGGAUGGUCUCUGCCCGCUUGAGAAGUUAGAAGCCACUCGGCAGAAGAUGAAAGCGCUCAAUGAGCUGCAUGUCAUCAAUGGUGGUGAUCACUCUUUCAAGAUUGGUAAGAAGCAUCUGCAAGAAAAGGGUUCCACCCAACAUGAAGCUGAAGAUGUUGCUGUGCAGGCAAUUGCCGCAUUCAUUUCCAGGUCUCUUGAAGGAUGAUGAGUGCCCCUGCAUUUGUUGCUCCUGUAGUGUGUUAAGGUUUGUAUAUAUGAUUUGUUGUAUCUUGCU
Molecule: messenger RNA, 840 nt
Organism: Gastrolobium bilobum
Lineage: Eukaryota; Viridiplantae; Streptophyta; Magnoliopsida; Fabales; Fabaceae
Exons: 6
Coding region: 82-771 (229 amino acids)
Source: RefSeq, a predicted model, not a curated record